AUGAAUCCAUUCAUCAGAAGGUCGACUGCGGCUUGGUACUCGGUCGGUCUCGCAUCUGAGCUGCCAAACCUUGACGAUGAUGGCCAGAGAGUCGCUCCAAAAUGCAAGGCCUUCGCCAUACCGACCAACGGCCCGGUGGAACGUGUUGAAGAUAUUGACCUACCGGGCGAACUGAAGGACCAAGUGUUGGUAUUCAAGUAUAAAGGGAAAUACCAUGCUAUCGACCAUCAAUGCCCACACUCGUCCUACCCACUCUCGCAGGGGAGUCUCUUUGACAUUGAGGACUUUGGCAUUGUUCUUAGUGCUGGAAUAACAUGUCCCAAGCAUGACUGGUCCUUUGACAUCUUCUCUGGCCAAGCAGACCGCGGCAAAUAUAAACUCAAGGUGUGGGAGGUACAACUACGUGACGCGAAAACAUCCGACACGGAUGACCAGGAGGUGUGGGUGAGGCGCAAGCAAAGGAUUGGUUGA
This is a messenger RNA of Penicillium brevicompactum, 471 nucleotides long. Its product is annotated as Rieske (2Fe-2S) protein. The transcript has 2 exons. The record is from RefSeq and is a predicted model, not a curated record. Gene Ontology annotation, molecular function: 2 iron, 2 sulfur cluster binding. Lineage: Eukaryota; Fungi; Ascomycota; Eurotiomycetes; Eurotiales; Aspergillaceae. Bases 1 to 471 code for a protein of 156 amino acids.